AUGGAAAGAAUUCCCUAUGCAUCGGUGGUUGGGAGUUUGAACUAUGUUCAAACAUGUACUCGACCUGAUAUCAACUUUGCUGUUGGAAUGUUGGGUCGCUAUCAAAGUAAUCCCGGAAUGGACCAUUGGAAAGCGGCAAAGAAGGUUCUCAGGUACUUGCAAGGCACCAAAGAGAACAUGCUUACAUAUAGGAGAUCUGAUCAGCUGGAAGUCAUUGGAUAUUCAGAUUCAGACUAUGCCGGAUGCGUUGAUAGCAGAAAAUCGACGUUUGGCUACUUGUUCCUAUUAGCUAGGGGAGCAAUAUCAUGGAAGAGUGGAAAGCAGUCUGUCAUUGCUACUUCCACUAUGGAGGCUGAAUUUGUGGCAUGCUUUGAGGCCACAAUUCAUGCACUAUGGCUGCGGAACUUUAUCUCAGGGCUUCGGAUUGUCGACACUAUAGCCAAGCCGCUGAGAAUUUACUGCGAUAAUUCUGCAGCUGUCUUCUUUUUGAAGAAUGACAAGUACUCGAAGGGUGAUAAGCACAUGGAGUUAAAGUACCUGUCUGUUAAAGAAGAAGUUCAGAAACAGAGAGUGUCAUUCGAGCACAUAAGGACGGACAUGAUGGUAGCGGAUUCGCUAACUAAAGGUUUACCACCCAAGGCGUUCAAUGGCCAUGUAGAACGUAUGGGUAUUAUAGAUAAGGCUUUGCUAUUUUAG
Brassica rapa (field mustard) is the source of this 696-nucleotide messenger RNA. Its product is annotated as secreted RxLR effector protein 161-like. The record is from RefSeq and is a predicted model, not a curated record. NCBI's taxonomy places the organism in Eukaryota, Viridiplantae, Streptophyta, Magnoliopsida, Brassicales, Brassicaceae.